This is a messenger RNA of Clonostachys solani, 1794 nucleotides long. NCBI's taxonomy places the organism in Eukaryota, Fungi, Ascomycota, Sordariomycetes, Hypocreales, Bionectriaceae. The record is from the annotation of a GenBank genome assembly.
AUGUCAGCUGAACUCGUCGUUGGCAUCGUGCCUUUGGUAGCGCUCGCUAUAAAGGCCUAUCGAGACGUGAGCUCCAAGAUCAAAACCUAUCGGCAUUACAGCAAGAUGAUACGACAUAUCGGGAAGAAAUUCAAAGCGCAACGCCGAAUCUUUGAGAACGAAUGUGAACUCAUUCUCCGGCACUGCUUAGAUGAUGACGCGACGGUUGAGGCGAUGAUAUCUAAUCUUCAACACGAGGGCUGGGACAAAAAUGAACUUGAACUUGAACAGAACAAUCGAAACAUCACGGAAAAGAACCACGACAAUUGCGUUGAACAAAUCAAAGACAUUGUCGAAGCAGUUCAACAACUCGAAACCCAGUUGGACUAUUUUAGUAUCGCUAAAUCAAAACAAAAGGAGUCAGAGUCCUUCAAAGAUACCUUGAAGCGCGUUGAGGACGGUCUCAAGUUCACAUUCAACAAAUCUAGUUACGAGUUGACGCUAAAUGAACUUCGAUCAAGCAACAACGAUCUACGAUGCCUUCGAGAGCAGAUAACUGAGCUUUCUAAAUCAGCCCCGAAGAAAAUUCGAGAUCUCAAACGCUCGUUGUUCGAGCCAGUUAAUGAAUGGGCCGAUAUUCGGCUUGCUUCUAUGGCGCUCCAUCAAGCCUUGAUGAGGGUUUGGUCCUGUACUCAAAGCUCGCAUAAUCGACACGUGUUGCAUUUAUUCCUUGAAGCAGAUAAACAAGGGAGCGAGAUCCGAAUGAACAUUGCAGUUUUGGCCCAUGGGAUAGCAGGAUAUGGCCUCGUUCAUUCGACCCGCCUCCAGGUCAGAUCACAGCAUGCUGCCGCUUCCUCGAACAUAAACACUUUAUCUCAUCGAACACCAUCGCCUGAGCGCAUUGAAGAGAAGCCAAGAAAGAGAGUCAAAGUUGUCAGGUUCAGCGAGCCGUGCCCGAUGCUGUUAUCAGACUUUCAGCCAAAUAAAAUACUGUCGCCAUUCAUUGUGGAUGCGGCUAAAGACCUUCGCCGCUCGAAAGAUAUCUGCACGGAGCUUGCAACGAAAGUCAAACCAGCUUCAGCUGAUGUGUCCCAUCAAUAUGUAGGACAUCUUGAUGCUGCCCUUGGGGAGAAAUUCCGGCAUGAAUUUUAUUCGAUGUGUUUACAGACGACGGUUAAUCCCGCCAUAGAUGGAAGCCGUAUUAUUCGUAUGGAUAGCCUAAUCAAUGAGACUAGUUGCUUCUCUAGGAUUGACAAACUGAGAAUUGCCAGAUCUCUAGUGUCCGCAGUCCUCAAAUUUCAUGAGACACCUUGGCUUGGAGAAGCAUGGCAGCUACGAGACCUCUCAUUCUUCUACCAAAAUGACGACGUCGAAAAGUCACUACAGACUCUGCAUCUUAGAGCAGAAAUCGUCCGGGCGGGCACAGAAAUUACGAUCAACACGUCCAUGAACAACCUGGACCCACUGACGCCUCCUGCGUCUUUGCUUUCGCAAGCAACGAAAGACGAACGGCUUCUGUAUGGCAUCAAUAAUAUGGUCCUUCAUUGCCUUGGUGUGGCUUUAAUUCAGAUCGACCAAGGCAUGAAGUUGGAACCUGAAGAUGUCCUCCUUGCCCGCAAAAAAGCUCGGUUCAGCUCUUCUUUUGGACGAAAAUAUCGAAACAUAGUAGACAAGUGUUUGCGGUGUGAUUUUGGCUACGGAACUGACCUGGGCCAGCCACGCCUUCAAAAGGCUGUUUAUGAAACUGUCGUGGGUAGCAUUGACUCUCUUAUCGCAGCGCUUCAAGUGCUAGAGCUUGGUGAUGAUGAGGGGUGA